Molecule: messenger RNA, 6916 nt
Organism: Ciona intestinalis (vase tunicate)
Lineage: Eukaryota; Metazoa; Chordata; Ascidiacea; Phlebobranchia; Cionidae
Source: RefSeq, a predicted model, not a curated record
CUUCCUAAUUAAACAGAGACAGCAUAGAGCAGUAAUCUUAUUUACCAUUACCCUGCUGUAUUACAUCAUACAUGUUGGUAUGAAGAAAGGUAUAGUUGGAAGUAAAAGACCAAGGGUGGGGCAAGUCACCAGGCCAGGACAACCAACUGAUUUCAUUGCCUUGGGAUCCAAGCAAAAGCAAGAACAUUUUCGACCGCAUUCAACUGAUAAUGGAUCUCACAGUAAUAAAUAUUACCCUUUGCCACCAGCGAAGAAAAUCAAGGUCCAAGCUCAAGAAACUUCUCAUUUCCACCCAAUAACCCCACAUGGGAGGUUAGCUGCUGAAGCCCAGUCUCGUAUGUCGCCUACAAUACCUGAGCCCACUGGUGUUUGCUUAGACUGUCCCUCAGUGGAGCUUGUACACCAGGUUAUGAAGCACGUUGAUGUUUAUCCAAGUCAAGCAGAGGCUUUCCUUUGUGGAGCGAUUCAAUCUUUACGAGUUAAUCGAAUAAAACCCGAUCACACAACUGUGUUAUCACUUCUCACACUUGCUAAGCAAAGGCCAGAUAUAUUUAACAACAAAUCUGUUGUUGAAAGUUUGGCAAGCCUUCUUAAGAAAGACAUUGGGUUGGAGUAUGUCAAGUCAAAACACAACAACAUAGUGGCAAUCAUUGCCUCUAGUAUACUAAUGGAAGUUCUUGACCAAGAAGAGAACUGGCCUCUGUUAAUUGUUAGAGUGUUCUUGGAUGACUCACUGGGUGAACGAAUAUGGGUGGACCAUGUUCAUUGCCAGCAGUUCGUCCACACAAUAGUUGCUGCUUACGGAACCAAACCUAACCCAACACUUGAAGGCGACGUGGAGAUGAAAGAAUUUCCAAAAGAACCUCCAGUUUUGAGGUUUGAAGAUAAAGUAGAUUCAAUCCACCAAAUUACAAUUGAACUUUUGCGUGAUCGACUUACAAGAAGACAGGGUGAACUGGGGAAUACCCCGGGUCAAGCUGGUGGGACCCCUAAUGCAGUGGGGAAAACCCUGAUUCGAACCCUGACUUCCGUGUGUGGUUUACAGGAAGUACGACUAAUGUCGAUUCAGAAACUUGAAAUGUGGCUUCAAAAUCCAAAGUUGAUUAAACCAGCACAGGACUUACUGUUGGCAAUAUGUGUGAACUGCAACACUCAUUCACAAGAAGAUGUUGAUGUCAUCGGUCACAUGACAAAAAUGAGGUUAAAAUCAAAACUUCUUCUCAACCAUUACACACUGUGUAUCAAGGAAUUGAUCGAGGCACAUCCUGACAACUUAAAGACAAUGUUCAGCUACGUUCUUUACAAUGAAUUAUCCAACGCACGUAACCCUAGCAAUAUGGCUGUUGUUGUCUCAACUCUGCAGUAUUAUCCGGAAUCUGCAGCUAAAACUUUGGCUUCAGUUUGUCAAGACCUCCUUCUUCAACACGAGGAUUACCUUCGUGCUGUGCGUGGUUUGCUGCGUGAGAUUGUACGUUCAGUGAAGCAUGACAUGCAGUUCCCUGCAUUAGCAUUAGGUUUGAUGCAAGAACCAGACAUGGAAAAGUUCUCAGCAUUGGACCAACCUCAUAAAGAUCGUUUUAUAUCAUCUACAUGUGACCUGGUAUGUUUGACAAUGUUACUGAGUAUCACACCUCACGCCAAGGAAGUUAUUGCUUAUAUAAUUGGAAAGAAAAAGGCACUUGAAGGUCAAAUGUCUGAUGCUGAGAUAGUCUAUGCUCAGUCCAAAGAAACCCUCGCUAAAAUCCAACACAAUGCAUUAUGGUGGGCACAUGCUGUGGUUGUACCUCGACUAGCACCUCGAAUUUCAGCACAGGAGUUUAUACAACUGCUGCAAAAGUUCUUGUUUCUGAAACCACCUGAUACUUACCACACACGAGAUAACUGGCCACCAGAAUCAGAACGAACAUCCUUAGUUAAGAUGUGUCACGACUGUUCAGUGUUGGAAGGUUCCAUACUCAGACUGGCAGCCAUUGGGUUGUCCACUGACCACCCACUUGUACCAGCUGAAGCGUUGGAUAUGAUCGGACAACUUGUAAGACGAGCAGGAAGCAUCGCUCGCCCGGACUUCAACUCUCUCAUCACUGAGAGAAGCGAUGUGAUUGAUACAAUCCUCGCUCUAUGUCAUUACCACCAUCCAGGGAACAUUCGUCUCCCAGAAGAUUACACCCCACCCUCACUAGCAAUAUCCCAGUUAUAUUGGUCAGCUCUUCAAACUUUGUUGAUAAUCCUCGCAUUCAAUCCGUCUACUGUUGGUCACCAGGCAUGGACACAAUAUCCCAUGCUUAAAGUGUUCAUGGAAAUGUCAAUCGUAAAUCGAUUCUCGUAUCCCCCGGUAACUGUUGUUGAUAGCGAUUUAAGAAGUCAGAUGACGGGGAAAGAAUUACAAAUGUCACUCGUUGAAAAAAGUGAAGUCCUUGAAUUUGAAAGCCACCUCGCUGCUGCCACGACCAGGUUAGUUGUCACUGAAGAGACAAGCCUCCUACUGUCACAACUCAUUGCAAUGGACCCACAAGGUCACCCCCGACGACCCCCUGAUCGGGUAUUGGAGCAACUCAGUGCAUUGUCUCAACGAAUGCAACUUGGGGUCCUACUUUGUCAAUCAAGACAACCAGAUUUUCUACUGGAAAUAAUCAACAGGCAUGAGGAAAACCAAUCCAUGACGUGGCUUCCUGAGCUUGUGGCUUCCACCAAAGGUCAAGUAGGUUUGCUACCCGUGCAGUGUCUGUGUGAGUUUCUACUUGUACAAGAUAGUGAGUCGGAAAAGUUACUAAGUGGGGGAAUACACAUCGAUGAGUUGGUCAUUCAACUUCGGAAAAUUAUCACCAGUGAUAAUUAUGAAGAUUCUUUACAGGUGGUUCAAUAUUUCUUGAAGCGAUUAUCGUCGCCACAAAAACUUACCCGGAGUCGAUCACGUUACGCUCUGUCGCUCGUGUUGUCCGAGAUAAAUGAGGGAAAAGAAGGUUUAAAUUCAAGAGAGAAAAGCGAGAAUAACUUUAGCUGGUUGUUAAAUGACCUCCCACAACUCCCACAUUAUAUGACGGUGAUUCGAAGUCACGCCAUCGACGCCGUUCGUAAUGCUGCGCUGGUUGAAUCGUUCCCAUCAUGCAUUGCGGCGUACGUCGCGUAUUUAUGUCACGAUCUAACGCAGUACGCGAGCGAUGAUGUUGAAAUAAUGGAAUCUUCAUCUAAAGCUGCAAGGAUGUCUGCUCAUCUACUGAUAGAUAGACGUACGGUCGUUGAAUCAGCGUUAAAACUCACUCGACACCAGGUGUCUCCAUCGAGCAGCGAGAGCACAGCCAGUAGUCUCAUGUCAGCCUUGCUCCAAAUAUUUUUGACCCACGUGACAAUUGCCAUGGCACACGAGGCACAGAGACAAGCCGCGGCAGGUGAAGACGGCACCAACCGAAUGCCGUGGAGUGAUGUGCAAGAUGAGGUUUAUGUAAGGUGGCCAGGUCAAUACAAAGCAGCCACAUUACAUAUCAUCAUACCACAAGCAAGUAUAGUGUUGCUUGGAUACGGAGCGCCUUCACAACUCUCGUUCACGUCAAGAGAUCCCCGGCUCCCUCAUGUGGAUCUGGUGUAUAACGAGUUAAUGGGUUUAUGGUUCACUGAAGAAGGAUACGUUUUACCACAGGCUUUCUUAAUGGACACACAAGAGGAAGCGUUGCUUCUUCCUGAUUGGUUGAAGUUGAAGAUGUUAAGGUCGAAGGUCACGCCAUUGUCACAACGUUUAAGAUUUGCUGCAGUUCGUGAUUUAACAGUUCAACAACUUGUAUUCUUUGUUCAGUCAUUUGGAGUUCCUGUUGAAGCCAUGGAUUUAUUACUAAGGGUUCUAGAUUCCCAAUGUGAUUUGAACCGUGAAGCAAUCCUAGCUGCCACACGAGGCAAUACAGAGUACAUGUCACGCUUGUUGGACGUACAGAAGUUACGAGGUUGUAAGGCGGGUGGAAACUUUGCUGCACUGCUUAAAUCUCAACUACCUGAUCAAGGAAACCAAGCAACAAAGUCUAUCCCAUCCACAUCCCAUGAUGUGAUUGACCUCAUCAGUGAUAAUGACGAAGCAAUGGAUGUUUCUGUACCCGCACCCAGUGGUAGAAGAAGAGGAAAGGACGGAAUAUUUGCCGAAAAUAUUCAAAGCAUGGAAAGAUCACUUGAGAUGAUGUUUUCAUCCAAAGGAAAAAGUGUUGUUAUUUGGAGGGAGCUUCUACAAGCUUUCAAUCAAACAAAAACCGGAGGAGACCAGAAUAAACCGGUUUUGCUAUGUGUGCAAGCAUUACAUAACUUGAUAUUAACAGAUUUUGUGACGAAAUUGAUCAACUUUCCAUCUCGAGCGACGAGUUUGUUACGCAUGGUCGACCGUGCAUUACGUUCCUGUCAACGGAAAUUUGAUCAGAAUAUUCAAAACAAAUUUUCUCAGCUUGUCAACAUAGUCUCACAAAAUCUUGGGGUUGAAAAAAAAGAAGGAAAGGUAAACCCCCUUUACAGCUUUGUGACAUCAUGGAAGCCAUUGUCAGGGUCACAGAGACUUGGGGUUCAAAGGUCACCGUCGGUGGAAAACAGUGAAAAUUUAAGGCAAUCUGAUUGGUCAAAACUGGAGGAGUUUUUGCGAGAUCAAAUUACUUUGCUUGAUAAAGAUGAAGGAAUCAAAGCUAAGGUUGGACUUGUGGCACAAAUAUUGCUUGAGGAAAUUUCACACCGAAGGAUCUUGGUUGGGCGUGGUAGAGCGGACACCGAUGAUGUUUGUUUCACCAGCAUUGGGACAACAGGUUUAUUGGUGGAUUGGUUGCAACUUCUUGAUCCCGAACUUCUCGCGCACUCUCCUACUUUACAACGGAAACUUUUGUUCGAGUCAGGAAAGAAUGACUCAGCAGGAAGUUCGUUAAUGUUCGACCAAGCGUAUCUUCUCUCUCUCCUCGCUGAGCAUUGUAACUGGGAAACCAUCCAUAGUGCCAUCAAGUGGUUGUUAUCCGAUGCAACUCCUGACCCAACAUCAAGGAAUACGAAAUCCACAAUUGAUCCAAAGACUGCGUUAGAUUUUUUAUGGGUAGUCAUUCAAACACCAAAGAUAUGGCAAGGACGAGAAAACAAAAGUACGAGCGUAAACGAGUCUGUUUUGAGUCUAACCAUCGACCAAUUUUGCCGACUCAUCACUUACAUGGUUGCCACGGAAGCAAGCAUGAAAUCCGACCAAUCAAAUUCAACGACGUAUUUAAACUUAUUCAGUGUUUAUUUCAGUAAAUUUUCUCAAUCUGCUUCGAACGUGAACCACAUCGUAAGCUUCAUGUUAAACAAAGUUAAAUCCGAUGAAAGUAUCUUUACUCCCAUCUGGUGGCAACUUAUAGCGCAGAUGUACGUCCUACAACCACAUGCGGAGGUGUGGAACAACAUGGUGGACCCCGGGACAAAUAUUAAAGACAAGAAGUUAUCAGAUCCUGAGAUUGAAAGUUUGUGUGAUGCGGUCGCCAUGGUAAACGUCGGUUCAAACUGUCGCACUGAUGCCCUCGUGUGUUCCUUGCUGAACAGACUCGGAUAUGUUCGUUCAAGCGCGUCUAAUGAUUCACAGUUUGGAGCAAGCAUGGUGUUGUCGAGCAUAGAUUCUGCAUACGAUGCAAGUCUUAUAUUGAUGAAGAUAGCAGGGUCACGACCUUUGCUUGUUCUCCGACAGCUCCCUCUAAUGUCCUCGAUGCUCCGAGGGCGAACACGUCACGAAUUCAGCGAGUUUAAAGUCCUCCACCACCUCCCACUGAUGCUCAACACAGUGAUCCUCCUGAGGAUGACCUCCCCGCUUCUCUUCCGAUCCUCACAUAACAAACAUACAACGGAAAUAAUGACCAUGUUUUGGCAGAUGUUGAAGCAAUAUUGCCAUCGUGCACGUAGACAGAUGAUGACCGUGUUGGUGAAAACUUUAUCAUUAACUCAUCAAUAUCUUAACCAUCAACCAACUCAAGCUGUGGCUCUACUUUCAAAACAUUCGCAAACAUUACAGUCGUUGAUAAAAACGUAUCAUGAUCAAGAUCACAUUCUCCCAUCUCUCUCCUCCUUCCAAUCUGCUGCCAUGUCUUCAUGGACGGAGGGAUCAUCCGAUGCAGUGAGAUCAUUCUACAUCCCGCAUCUUCUGUGUCCGGAACAACCAAUCUCCGCUUAUCUUGAGUUAAUUGGGAAGAACCAGGACCUUGAGAAUCAGUUGUUGGUGCUGCAUGAUUUUGAUGAGUCAUCAAAACGUAAAAUUGAUGAUGUCACUCCCUUUCUUUCGGAUCUGCGUCGUAUUUUCUGCAAAGGGCGCGACCCAGUGGCAAGAAAACUUGCACUCGCUGCCACCCUCCGUCAUGCGAGAAGCCACCCUGAAACAACACGAAACAAAAUCCUUGAAGAUUUUAUUUCAUGUUUAAAACAACAUAACAAGUGCCUAGACAAAGAAAGUGACAAAGUUCAUUUGACGACUUCCUUUCCAAACUCCGUUCUUUCGUCGAUAUCGUACGAGAAUGAUGUCGUUGCCCGUGAUGUCAUCAAUUUCCUUCCAGACUUAACAGUUUUGUGUCGUGAGGAAGCGCCACGAAUUCUUGGCGCUGCAUUUGAUGCCGCUGUUCGGGACUCCUCUGGUGCAAAAUCAGGGGAUAAUAUCGCAAACAAGAGUGAAAGUUUCAUUAUAGCAAGAUCAAUGUGGUUGCUUUGUGGGUUGGCUGAAACAGAAAUGCUUCCAACUGCUGGUCCAUCCUAAUCAUAACCGUGUUUCUUUUUCUCAUUUAAAUUAGUUCAUUCUUUACAAUUAUGAAACAGAUCACUCAAAGAUGCAAAGUAUUGGCCUUUUAUUUGGUUUGUUGACCAACAGUGCCAUUCCAUUUGUUUUGUUCGCACAACUGUUCUGUUUCUGUUUUACAUGUUCCUUUUCUCGAAUACAAUGUGCUACCAGAGUAAA